Messenger RNA from Colletotrichum truncatum, 2889 nucleotides. RefSeq names its product serine threonine-protein kinase ATG1. Gene Ontology annotation, biological process: response to starvation; protein autophosphorylation; reticulophagy. NCBI's taxonomy places the organism in Eukaryota, Fungi, Ascomycota, Sordariomycetes, Glomerellales, Glomerellaceae. The record is from RefSeq and is a predicted model, not a curated record. Gene Ontology annotation, cellular component: cytoplasm; phagophore assembly site membrane; phagophore assembly site. Gene Ontology annotation, molecular function: ATP binding; protein serine/threonine kinase activity.
AUGGCGGACCGACUCCCGACUUCGUCCUCUUCUGGACGCAGGCGACGUGAAGCCGACGCCACCAUCGGGGAUUUCGUGAUAGGCGGCGAAAUCGGCAAGGGCAGCUUUGCACAGGUGUAUAGUGGCUACCACAAGAGUUCCAAAGCUACAGUGGCUAUUAAAUCGGUCGAAAUGGGACGUCUGAACAACAAGCUUAGGGAGAACCUGUACGGCGAGAUCCAGAUUCUCAAGACACUCCGUCACCCUCACAUCGUCGCAUUACACGACUGCGUCGAAUCCGCCACACACAUCAACCUCGUUAUGGAGUACUGUGAACUGGGUGAUCUGUCGCUCUUCAUUAAAAAGAGAGACAAGCUCAGCACAAACCCCGCUACUCACGACAUGGCGAGGAAAUACCCCGUCACGCCGAACUCGGGACUCCACGAAGUAGUCACACGCCACUUCUUGCAACAACUCGGCAGCGCUUUGAAGUUUUUGCGGGAAAAGAACUAUGUCCAUCGAGAUGUCAAACCCCAGAACCUGCUCCUUCUACCGUCGCCCAGGUUCAGAGAAGAAAACUCCCGCCCCAUUCUGACGGCCAGCCAGGAUUCCUUGAUUCCAAAUGCCGGAUUAGCUUCCUUGCCCAUGUUGAAGCUUGCGGAUUUCGGGUUUGCCCGUGUCCUACCCUCGACUUCACUCGCCGAUACUCUUUGCGGAUCACCACUUUAUAUGGCCCCUGAGAUCCUUCGCUAUGAGCGAUACGAUGCCAAGGCCGAUCUCUGGUCAGUAGGUACAGUAUUGUACGAAAUGAUCACUGGACGCCCUCCUUUCCGAGCUAGAAACCACGUUGAGUUGCUCCGGAAGAUCGAAGCCGCCGAAGACCGGGUUAAGUACCCUAAAGAUCUAGUAGUCAGUAAAGAGUUGGUCAAGCUCAUCGGGAAGCUCCUUACACGGAGCCCUGUCGAGCGUAUGAGAUUCGAGGACUUCUUCAACGAUCCCAUCGUAGCCGGCCCCAUCCCAGGUGUGGUGGAGGACGAUAUUCCCAAGUCAGAGCCCAAAGCCACGAGAGACCUUCGAUCUCUGGGCAGGUCUGAUUCAACAUCAUCGGUGUCCCGACGGUUGUCGCUUCGUCAAAAGGCUGAAAAUGAACCAUUGCGCGAAGGUGGCGAAGCAGCAAAGUCGCCCCGUGAGAAACCUUUGAGAUCCCCUAAGCUGACCAGUCCCAAUGAAGGACGCGCUCAACAAACGGCAGCCGAUACUCCGUCUCGUGUAAGCCAGUCACCAGGUCAAGAUGCCGCAGAGGGCCUCGGAAUUCGACGCCCUCCGAUGCCACAGCCUUCCAGCUCUGCACCUGCUCGGCCACAUAGGCUUUCCAAUGCGUCUCUCAAUCGGCCCUCCGCUCGCUCAUCUGCCUCCCCGCCAACGUCUUACUUGAACGACAAUUCUCCCAGAUAUAAACUCCGUCCUGUCACUGAGAAAAGCAUAACAGAACAAGAAAAGGCGGCCCAAGAUGUUGCUUUUGAGAGGGAUUAUGUUGUUGUCGAAAAGAAGCAUGUGGAGGUGAAUGCUUUUGCGGAUGAAAUGGCAGCCAACCCCCGUCUUACAACCGUGUCGCCCAAAACUGGCCAGAUAAUUCGCAGGGCAACGCAGCAGGGCCCUCCAAAUUCAACCACCGGAGCAGGACGUGUGCAACCUUCGAAUGCUGUGCAGAUUGCUCAGGGCAAGGGGCGUUCGGGCCAUGAUCACCGCGAGUCUUUCGACGGCAAGAACUUCUCAGCCAGUCCAACCACUCAAGGGUUCAUCGCCAAGGCCAUUUCAGACGCAAGUGUCCGUCUCUUUGGCUUCAAGGUGCCACAACAUGUACUGGGCAGCAAGGGUGCCUCCCCCCCUCUCUACAGUCCUUUCCCCGCCUACCCGACGCCUUCUGGGCCCACUGGGCUGAUCGGCGACGGCAGGCAAAAUGCUCCGGCUGAUGAAGACGCGCGGACCGUGAAGCUCAUCCAGGACUUCGCCCAUCGCAGUGACUGCGUGUACGGUUUUGCCGAGGUGAAGUACAAGCAGCUUUUCCCUCUUGCCCCGUCGAUGGAUCACGGACUUGGUGGUACCCCCACCGAUCAGAUGACUGGCGAAGAGGAUGGCCUUACCAAUGAAGCCGAAGUUCUCCUGUCAGAGGAAGCUCUGGUUCUCUACGUCAAGGCACUGACACUGCUGGCUAGGGCAAUGGAUGUUGCAAGCCUAUGGUGGACACGGAAGACUCGAGGUGAUUCAACGGGAGUGUCCGCGGCCGAGGUGUCUAAGGAAAGCCUUGCUCAGCGGAUUAACUCAACUGUACAGUGGGUUCGAGGCCGCUUUAACGAAGUACUGGAAAAAACCGAGGUCGUUCGGCUCAAACUUAUUGCUGUGCAGCAGAAGCUCCCUGAAGAACACCCAAGCCAUCCAAGUAACCAUGGCGGAGAAUCCGCCUCUUCGACCACUUCAGGCACGAGGGAUGUCUACCUCACGCCUGGUAUUAGUGCCGAGAAGCUGAUGUACGACCGAGCCCUCGAGAUGAGCCGAACGGCUGCCAUUGAUGAGAUUACAAACGAGAACCUAGAGGGUUGCGUUACCUACUACGUUACGGCUAUUCGCAUGCUUGAGGCUGUUUUGGACAACGAUGAGGACACGGUCAAGCGGCGGUAUUCUAGCUCGGGCAGAGACGUUACCCGAGAAGAGGUAUCUAGCGAUUUGGACAGCGACGACCAACAAGUUGUCAAUCGAAUGAUUCAAAUGAUCACCGCCCGCUUAUCCACUGUCCGCAAGAAGAUGGCUAUGAUUGCCGAGGCAUCUCGCUCUCAACAAGCUGCACAGCUUCCGGUUCGGAAGCGAAGCGGAGACGUCACACCACGUAGUGUGCCUUCAUACGCCUCCUAG